AUGGUCGACGCCACGGACCGCCCGCUCUACCACGACGUGACCAAGAACCCCGUGUACGCCUUUGUGUACCGCCACAUUUACCCGCUCUUCGUCUCGUUUUACGCCUGGACCAUCAUCGGUUCGCGCACGCUCCUUAUCUCGAGACAACGUUACCGUCGACGCUGUACUAGGGGCCGAGAACGUCCCGACAAAAAGGACGCACGCAUUCUCUUUGUCGGCUACCACUCGAACCACAACUGGGACAUCACGCUCACUGGCAUCUCGGUGCGUCAGAUCAUGGACGAAGUGCCCGUCGGCCUCAUGCACCGCACGCUGGUGACGUGCUGCCCUUGGCUCAAGGCCUUUGGCUGUAUCCAGGGGACGCGCGCCAACGCGCUCGCGGCAUACGAACGCGGCCACCGCGCGUGCAUGGUCAUUCCAGGUGGUGCCGAGGAGGCUCUCAUGGGCCACGAGAAUGCGUACACGGUCAAUUGGCAGUCGUCCAAGGGCCACUUGCGCAAAGGGUUUGCCGAGCUCGCAAUCGACGCCAACGCCGUCAUCAUCCCCGUCGUGGUUGAAAACAUGCAAGAGAUGGUGUUCAACCCGCUCUUCUUCCUCCUCAACAUCACGUACCUCUCCAAGGUAUACGACUACUUGAUCGCGCUCCCAGGCUACAUUGGGUGGCUCUUUCUUCAACUCAAAAUGUGGACAUGGAUGUGGACGGCGAUGCUGCCCGUGCUUCCGAUGCCAGUCAAGGCGUCCGUGAUCUUUGGCAAGCCGCUGCGCCAAGACAAAGGCGAGUCCCCCGAGCAAUAUGCACUGCGCGUGAGCCACGAGUACGCGCGCUUGAUGGCCGCGACGAACCCCGGCGGGCUCAACUACUCGCGGGCACUGCGUGCUCGGUUUGCCACCGUGCCAUAA
Molecule: messenger RNA, 900 nt
Organism: Saprolegnia parasitica CBS 223.65
Lineage: Eukaryota; Oomycota; Saprolegniomycetes; Saprolegniales; Saprolegniaceae
Exons: 2
Coding region: 1-900 (299 amino acids)
Cellular component (GO): membrane
Source: RefSeq, a predicted model, not a curated record